Messenger RNA from Mauremys mutica (yellowpond turtle), 6101 nucleotides. It is a transcript of the gene PPM1J, whose product is annotated as protein phosphatase, Mg2+/Mn2+ dependent 1J. The record is from RefSeq and is a predicted model, not a curated record. Gene Ontology annotation, molecular function: protein serine/threonine phosphatase activity. Gene Ontology annotation, biological process: protein dephosphorylation. NCBI's taxonomy places the organism in Eukaryota, Metazoa, Chordata, Testudines, Geoemydidae.
AUGCUGGGCAGGGUGCGCACGGCGGUGGCGCAGCUGGUGGGGGGCCUGGGCCCGGCGCCCGGCGCUCAGCCCCCGCGGGACUCGCCUGCGCCGCCCCCGGCCCCGCCCGGCCCCAGCGCCUGCCGGGGGCCGCCCGCGGGCGGCGGCGGCGGCGGCUUCUCCAGACCGGCCUUUCUGCAGCUCACCUCGGAGGAGCUGCAGCGGGCGGACGAUCACGCGGGCAGAGCCGUGCAGAGCCCCCGGGAGAGCCGCCGCCGCCUGCCCUGGAGCACCGGCUACGCCGAGGUGAUAAAUGCUGGAAAGAGCCAGCACAAUGAGGAUCAAGCCUGCUGUGAGGUGGUGGUGGUGGACAGGAGAUGCAGUCCGAGGUGUAACCCAGUGCCCAAGGAAUGCACAGGGGAAGCGGAGGGGGGCAGGAAGGACCUUUGCUUCCACUAUUGGGGCUUGUUUGACGGCCACGCCGGCAGCGGUGCCGCUGUCAUGGCAUCCAAGCUGCUUCACCUUCACAUCUGCGACCUGCUCAGGGACUUGGUGGAUAUCUUACAGGACUCCUCCCCACCCCCCUGCCUUCCGGGAAUUGCUCGGGAGCUCCCGGCUGAGCGGAACCGGGCCCCCCUCGCACAAGCGCAUGCGGAGCUCCCCAACGAUGCCCUGCCCCGAUUCCACCUGGAGAAGGCAGUCUCUCACGAAAGCCUGGUGAUCGGUGCGAUCGAGAACGCCUUCAAGCGGAUGGAUGAGCAGAUUGAGCGGGAGCGGAUGACCCGGCUCGUGGCGGGAGGCUGCUGCGCCCUGGCUGUGGUUUACCUCCUGGGGAAAGUCUACGUGGCAAACGCAGGCGACAGUAGGGCCAUUAUCAUCCGUAACGGGGAAAUCAUUCCAAUGUCCAGGGAAUUUACUCCAGAAACAGAGAGACAGAGGCUACAGUUUUUAGGGUUUUUGAGACCUGAGCUGCUGGGGAAUGAGUUCACGCACCUCGAGUUUCCCCGGAGAAUUCAGCACAAGGAGCUGGGGAAGAAGAUGCUGUACAGAGACCAGAACAUGAACGGCUGGGCUUAUAAAAGGAUAGAAGAGGACGACCUGAAGUUUCCGCUUAUCUACGGAGAAGGCAAAAAGGCACGGGUGAUGGCGACAAUCGGGGUCACGCGGGGCUUAGGAGACCACGACCUCAAGGUUUACAACUCCAAUAUCCACAUCAAGCCUUUCCUCUCCUGUGUCCCUGAGGUCAGAGUUUACGACCUGACACAGUACGAACACUGCCCUGACGACGUGCUGGUCCUGGGCACCGACGGGCUCUGGGACGUGACCAAUGACCGGGAGGUGGCUGACGUGGUCACGGAAGUGCUGAUGGGCUACGAGCCGAACGACCCCUGCAGGUACACCAUGGCCGCCUACGAGCUGGUGGUGAGGUCCAGAGGGGUGCUGAAGGAGCGAGGCUGGCGGCUGGCCAACGACAAGCUGGGUUCCGGAGACGACAUCUCCGUCUUCGUGAUUCCUCUGGGCGGCCCCGGCAAUUACACGUGAGGCCAAGCUGCCCCGGGGCGCGGCACUGCUCCAGUCGGCAUGGGACCAGGACCUGGCGGGGCGCAGGGGCCGCCUGACUAGCUUCCUGCCUCUCCUACAAGAGGAGUAAGAAACCCUGGAACCCAGUCUGCCCCCGCGCCUCCUCUCCACCUGCUGCUUCUCUGCCGCUGGGCAGAGCAUAGAGCCGUAGCAGCUAGUGAUGGAAAAGCCGGCUGGGAAGAGCAAGGCAGGACUGUUUUGAUGCCAGCACCUGUAGCCAACCCUACCUGACCUGGUUCCCGUGAGAGGACUGUGUUCUUACUCAGCUCUCCAAGUGUCCUCUGCAGGGAUGGGAGAGCCCCCAGGACUGUGGUUGCUGGUUCUGGUAAUGUGAGAAUGGGGUGGAUUAGCAGGAGGGGCUGCAGUUCCCCAUGCCCUGGGGAGUGCCUGCUGCCCUCUGUAAACCCUUCUUCCUCCCCCGUCGAGAUCUGCACCAGCUGCUGCUCCCACACGCCCGUGGGACGGGCGCCUGUCCAGUCCUCGUAACAACACUAGUGCCUCAUCGCCUGGCAUGCACAGUCCUGGCGCCUGAGCUCCUGCUCGUAGCUAAGGUAACAGUCCUGCCAGAGAGAGCACUGGGAUGGAGCCAUGCUGUGGGUGGCUGUGGCCAAGCACGCUUCCUUCACGCUUGCCCUCCUGCUGGUCAUGCAGCCUUCAGUCCACUUCCUGUGUCUUAGUCUCAGCUUUGUAACCCGGAGUAGGCACCCAGUUACCAUGGUGAUGGGCACUGUAUAAAUACUUAGAAAUAUAUGUACGUGGGCUUCCCGUGAGCAGGUACCACCCCUGCUAGUCCUCUGCGCCUUCCACCAGAGCUGCUUUAGCACCCUGGGCCGAUGUUGAGUUCCCAGAUGCCAAGGCUGGGGAUUGGCUCAAUUAUUGUUUGUUCUUAAGUGAAGAGCUGGUCUGAAAAUUUCCAAAUUUAAAUGAAAACAACUGGGAUGAAACGUCCACAAAACUUUCAUCCCAUUUUUCCACCAGCUGUAAUGAAUUUGGUGCUUACUUCUGUUCAAAAUACAGACCAGGCCUGCUCCCAAAGACCUUGCAACUUAAAUAUGCUGCAUCUCUGUGCUUAGCUGAGAGCCAAGGAUAAUUAAUAAGAUGUGUGUUUUUUCUAAAAAAAAGCAAAUCACCUUCUUUCCUGUAUUAAUCUCAGAGCAGUGACCAGCUUUGCUCUGCCCUUCCCUGCCCUGCAGAAUACUUGAUUUAGAAAAAGCAACACAUUCUGCAAACCUCUGAUCUGAGACAUGAAUGUUCUGGGUCUCUGCAGAGUGUGAUGAAGGGUAGUAGUUAUAAAAUGCUGUCCCAGGGUAGCAAAUUCCCUCCGUUUCUGAAACACACUUUGGCAUUGACUAUUUCUCGUGUCCUGCUGCUGCCAGGAGCACCAAGCACUGUCAUGAUGUGUCACCUUCUGGUGAAUGUUGUUUGUAACUCGCAAUUUGUGAGAUGUAAAUAUACUGGGUACACUUAGUUGGAACUAAAAGGCAUUCAGGGAGUGUUUAAUCUGUUGACAUUUCUGUGCUGGAAGGAGAUUGUUAGAUCGCCCUGUGUGUACCUGUGUUUUUAAAUACAGAAUGCCUCCAGGAAUCCCACUGCCAAGUCUUUAUUGCAGAGCCUUCUGUGAAGGAGACUUGCCUGAAAGCCAGUCACUUAUGAGUAGUUUACAGGGUUGCUAGCAAAUAUACCCAGACAGACCUCUAUGAGCCAGUAUCUUCCUCCUCAUUCACAUAGAUCAGAUCAUGCAAAAUCUCCCCCACUCCAAAUACGCUAAGAGUGGAACAUUGCCUUCCCUGAUGCCAAGCAAUUUGGUCAUAUUUUCAAUUGACUGUCAUUGCCAGGUGUUGUUCUUUAGUGCCGACUAAGUGAAAGUUACCCAGUUAGUAACCACUGACUCACCUCAAGUGGGCAAGAUGACACCCGAGGAGUGGAGCUGACUCUCUUGUGUAUCCAGGAGCUGGAGAGAGAACAAAUUGCGGAUGCUCUGAGAGCCUCUUAUUUGAUUUUGUUGUUUUUUUUAACCCAAAAUGUGAUAAUACACCGGACUCUCACUAGAAUGCGCGUCUAUAUAGCACUAAUUUGCAUAUAAUGCAGUCGUGGCCAUGGAUCCCAAAUUUAAUUACUUUAAUUGCAAUUCAUUUUAACGUGGUCCCCGUGUUAACACGGUACCGUGCAUGGAUCCCAAAUCCCGUGUUCUAGCGAGGGGCAGGGCACCCUGCUAAAAGACCCAUGCAUGUAAGGCACUAGAGAAGGUCGGCAUUUUAUUACAUUUCCUAGGCCGCAAUAUUUUUUUUUAUUAUGUAGCACCUCCCACGCUGAAUGGCCCAAGGUGUUUUACAAGAAUCAUUUCACUCCCACACCCUCCAGCUGAAAUGCAGCAACCUCUGGGGUGGACCACAGGGGAAGGUUGCAUAACACCAAACAGCAGUACGACUCUGCUGUCCAGGACAGGAAAUGAAGACAAAAUCCUGCAUCUGCCUAAAACUGUAGAAGAAACUCUAGAGAGGCGGAAUGUGCUUCCUCAACUGAAAACUAGCCAGAACCCUGCUAUUGUGAGACAUAUAGCCAGAUCUUUAAUAACUGCAAGUGAUCAGGGUUCAAGGACUGCAUAGCCCUUUACAGUCUUGUUUUUGUUUAUGAUUGCUUAUAUAGUGCCAGCAUCCUGUGCAGCUUAUCAACAUAGCAAACAAAGGAGGUGGCCUCUCAGACAUGUUCUUGGAAUAGACUACUCAAGGCGCCAAUUUCUGUUCCCGGCGUAGACUACUCAAGGUGCCAAUUUCUGUUCCCAGCUACGCCUAUGCAAUCUUGUGAUAGUCCCUCUGCAUAUGGCUGGGGUGAGGGAGUUCAUAGGGAAACAACAGAAAUGACCACAGGGGCUGGAAGGAUUGAUUUAAAAGGGGAGGUUAAUAGCUCAUUAUGUCUCUCCUGGCUGGCCAAUACCUGGGUUAGAUGGUCACUGUCAAGACAUAUCAGAAGAAUGUAAACACUGAGGAGGGAGAGUCAUUUGGAGUGGAGCCCUGAAGGUGCCACAAGGAGAAAUGGGAUGAAAUUCAGAGCUUGACCCAACUCCCACUUCAAGUCAAUAGGAGUCUUUCGUUGGCUAGGAGUCAGAGCAGACCUUCAGAAAGGGGAAACAGGCUGAGAAUCAAGAAAAGUGAUGAGAUUUCUCAGGCUGUGGAAUAUCUCCCCAAGGGAGAGGGCACGUAAGGCUUGGAUUUUCAAAGGAACUUCAGGAAACUAGGCACGCAAAUCCCAUUCAGUGGGAAGUUGAACUCCCUUUGACAAUCCAGCCUUCCUGCAAGGCUGGAGAAAACGCUAGAAAUGCAGUGUUGGAAACAAUCUGGCCUUGAUUCUGGGGAGGUGUGUGGGCUAGAUGACCUAAAAUAGAAACGAGAGAGAGAACAAUAAUCGCAUCAUUAAGAAUUCCAGAGGAGGGAUGUUUAGUCUCACCGCCCAAGAAGACAUCAGACCAUUAAGAAUGGUUGGUUAAGUAUCUUCAAGGAAUGACCCACUGCCCCUUUGAACAAUUCCUAGCUCCUGGGCCUUUCAGUUUCAGUUGAGAGUUAUUUUUUUGCAGUGAACAAUAGUAUAUCUUGGAGGGCAAGUUCAGGUCUAGCUGGAAAAGGAGUGAUGUCCUUUCAUUUCUGCAACUGAUUACUUGCAUACGGGAAGCAAUUACCAGGGGAAAUCAGUCCAAGGAGAUCCUCGUAUCCCUUGGGGUGGCAUUUGCUGGGGAAAAGGACCAACACAUCUCUGUUGCUUUCUCAACUUGGGUCCUAUGAGGCUGACUCGCGGUAUCCAGAAAGGGGCUGAUCCAUUUCUCUUCUCAUUGCCUUUCACCAGCUGGAUUUUAAGAUUUCCCUUCUGCUGAGCCAUGGAGUUAUGGGAUUUGGUGGUAAAAUUCCAAACUAAUAGCUAAAUAAAUAUCCAGAGUCCUUUCCCCAAAACAAGGGUGGACAUAAAAGAAAUGCAGCCCUGAUUAAAGCCAGGAGAUGCCGCCAUCCAAGGGUCAUUCAUUCCAUGGAGACGCAUGUUCCUUUAACCUGAGGCCAUAGAUUGCGUGGUCUGGGGAGGUGAAGGCAAUUCAGUGGGGGGAUGGGCAGAAUAGGCCAAGGUGGCCCCUAUACGAUAGCACGGCCCAUUGCUCUCCCCUCCUUAUUACACUCUGUAACAGGGUGGCCUUCAAGGGCCAGGAGGUCUGUGGUUAACCCGCCCUGUUCAGUCAGCCCCACCUGGCCCAAAAUAAACUGCAUCCCACCCAAAGGGAGCAGGGCUCAGGGAGACAGGCGUUAGUAUGACAAACACCUGGGCCUCAUAAUUUGGUGAAUACACUGUGAUCGGGACCAUAGGGAGAAACUUGGGCUCCUGUGGGAAGUCCCGAGGUAGGGCCCAUGAGAGGAUGCCUACACUGCAGCUGGGUGCAGAGCUCCCAGGCCACGUACACGGACGGGCGCUAGCUGGGCUCACACAAACAUGCUAAGCGCAGCGACAUGGGCAUUGAUGCACCGGCGGAGGCUGGGGCUCACCAACCCAGCUCCAGAUCCCCG